Messenger RNA from Penicillium coprophilum, 1485 nucleotides. RefSeq names its product MFS transporter. Gene Ontology annotation, cellular component: membrane. The record is from RefSeq and is a predicted model, not a curated record. Gene Ontology annotation, molecular function: nitrate transmembrane transporter activity; nitrite transmembrane transporter activity. The coding region runs from base 1 to 1485 and encodes 494 amino acids. NCBI's taxonomy places the organism in Eukaryota, Fungi, Ascomycota, Eurotiomycetes, Eurotiales, Aspergillaceae. Gene Ontology annotation, biological process: nitrate transmembrane transport; nitrite transport. The transcript is spliced from 6 exons.
AUGGCAACAAACUUUGUUAAGAAUCUCUUUAUAUCUCCCGAAAUUAACCCAAGUAAUCGCAAAGCCAAGUCCAUUCCGAUAUUGAAUCCCUUCAACCAAUAUGGACGAGUAUUCUUCUUCUCGUGGCUUGGUUUCAUGGUAGCGUUCCUAUCAUGGUAUGCCUUUCCACCACUGUUGAGUGUGACCAUCAAGAAGGACUUGAAGAUGACACAGGAUGAUGUCGCCAACUCAAAUAUCGUCGCACUCCUGGCAACUCUACUCAUCCGAUUGGUUGCAGGGCCUCUCUGUGAUCGUUAUGGCCCUCGCCUGGUAUUCGUGGGACUACUCUUAUGUGGAGCCAUUCCUACAGCCAUGGCCGGUCUUGUCACCGACCCUAAGGGCUUAAUAGCCCUACGGUUCUUUGUUGGAAUUCUGGGAGGAACGUUUGUCCCAUGCCAGGUCUGGUGCACUGGUUUCUUCGACAAAAGUAUUGUCGGUACUGCCAAUUCCCUCGCUGGAGGUUGGGGUAAUGCAGGCGGAGGAAUCACAUACUUUCUGAUGCCCGCCAUCUACGACUCGCUUGUCCACUCCCAUAGCCUCCCUUCCCACAAAGCAUGGCGUAUUGCCUACGUCGUCCCAUUCAUCAUCAUCACCACCGUCGCCUUGGGCAUGUUGUUCCUCUGCGAAGAUACACCAACAGGGAAGUGGUCUGAGAGACAUCUCUGGGCAAAAGAAUCAAAUAACACCACCAUGACUGCCGGCGGCAACAUAGUCGAUAUCAACUCUGGCGCUUUUACUAGCGGCAUGACGACCCCCACAAUUCUGCAACCACCGACAUCGAAAAAAAAGGCUCCCAGACACCACAAACAAGAGACAGUGGUCUCUCCAACUCGCCGGGAAGUCCUGAAUGUCGCCCUGAGUCUGUCCACAUUGGCUCUAGCAAUCCCUUACGGCUGCUCUUUUGGCUCAGAGCUUGCAAUCAACUCGAUCCUGGGAUCGUACUACACAAAGAACUUUCCACACAUGGAUCAAACAAAAUCGGGCCAGUGGGCUGCCAUGUUCGGAUUGCUGAAUGUCGUCUUCCGACCUGCAGGCGGUCUAUUUGGAGACCUGGUUUACAAAUAUACGGACAAGGUCUGGUCUAAAAAGCUUCUUAUCACCUUUCUGGGGGUCGCUAUGGGAGCUUUCCAGCUUGCGAUCGGAUUAUCGAACCCGUCCACAGAAGCGGCUAUGUUCGGUCUUAUCGCUGGGCUGGCCUUCUUCCUUGAGGCAUCUAAUGGAGCGAACUUUGCUCUUGUGCCUCAUGUGCAUCCUUUCGCUAAUGGUAUUGUUUCUGGCAUUGUUGGUGGUUUCGGUAACCUUGGAGGAAUUGUGUUUGCUAUCAUCUUCAGAUAUAACGGGCCAAGCUAUGGCAGAUCGAUGUGGAUCAUCGGUGUCAUAUCUUUGUCGGCUAAUUUGGCCGUUUGCUGGAUUCGUCCUGUUCCUAGGAGCCAGAUACUGUCCUGA